CUAAAUUUCUCCUUUUCUUCCUUUUUUUUCUCCUGUUCUGUAGAUUCCCAAAUUCUUCAGGAGCCAGGGCAUUGGUCACACUGGUGUGUGGUGGCAUACUGGGAAGAGAAGAUGCGUGUGGGUCGGCUGUAUUCUGUCCAAGAGCCCUCUCUGGAUAUCUUUUAUGAUCUACCUCAGGGGAAUGGCUUCUGCCUCGGACAGCUCAACUCAGACAACAAAAGCCAACUGGUGCAGAAGGUCCGCAGCAAGAUUGGUUAUGGCAUCCAGCUCACCAAGGAAGUGGAUGGCGUGUGGGUGUACAACCGCAGCAGUUACCCCAUCUUCAUCAAGUCGGCCACACUGGACAACCCCGACUCCAGGAUGUUGCUGGUUCACAAAGUGUUUCCAGGUUUUUCCAUCAAGGCUUUUGACUACGAGAAGGCGUACAGCUUACAGAGACCCAACGACCAUGAGUUCAUGCAGCAACCAUGGACCGGAUUUACUGUUCAGAUCAGCUUUGUGAAAGGCUGGGGCCAUUGCUACACUAGACAGUUCAUCAGCAGUUGCCCGUGCUGGUUGGAGGUUAUUUUUAAUAACUGAUGACAAGACAGAGUGGACUCGUGGCAUUUAUGCUACUUUGCUGCUAUUAUUUCCUUCUGAGUGCUUGCUUUUCAUGCAAACUUUUUGUUUUUGUUUUGUUUAGUUUGUG
Molecule: messenger RNA, 688 nt
Organism: Pseudopipra pipra
Lineage: Eukaryota; Metazoa; Chordata; Aves; Passeriformes; Pipridae
Product: mothers against decapentaplegic homolog 7-like
Exons: 1
Biological process (GO): transforming growth factor beta receptor signaling pathway; cell differentiation; SMAD protein signal transduction
Cellular component (GO): heteromeric SMAD protein complex
Molecular function (GO): I-SMAD binding; transcription regulator inhibitor activity
Source: RefSeq, a predicted model, not a curated record